GUUUUAAUGGACGUGCAUGGCAGAAUAAGAGAAAUCCUUGCUGAGACGAUACGGGAAGAACUGGCUCCUGAUCAACAGCAGUUAUCGACAGAAGAUUUGAUCAAAGCUCUUAGACGUCGGGGAAUCAUUGACGAUGUGAUGAAAGAACUUAAUUUUGUUACUGAUAAUGUUGAUCAAGAACCCCCUCCCUCUCCAAAACAACCAGUUUGUUUUACUGAUAGACAAUCAACGUUGUUAAAAAAAACUAAUAUUGAUCCAACACGGAGGUAUCUUUACCUUCAGGUUUUGGGUGGAAAAGCUUUCUUGGAACAUCUGCAAGAACCUGAGCCUUUACCAGGACAAGUUUGUUCAACCUUUACAUUAUGUUUGCAUUUUCGAAACCAACGUUUUCGUUCUAAACCUGUUCCAUGUGCCUGUGAACCAGAUUUUCAUGAUGGCUUUUUACUUGAAGUACACAGAGAAAACUUAGGUGAUGGAACUAGAAUGGCUGAUUCAACAACAAUGUUAUCAAUAAGUGAUCCAAUUCAUAUGGUGCUAAUCAAAACAGAUAUAUUUGGUGAGACCACUUUAGUAGCAUCCUAUUUUCUCGAAUGGCGAUCAGUUUUGGGCUCAGAAAAUGGAGCAACCAAUCUUACUGUGGAACUUAUGGGUGUAGGCACAGAAUCAAAAGUUUCUGUGGGAAUUUUAAAUAUAAAACUUGAGAUGUACCCACUACUCAGUCAAACAUUAUCUCAAGAAGUAGUGAACACACAGCUUGCCUUGGAACGUCAGAAAACUGCAGAGAAAGAGCGAUUAUUUCUUGUAUAUGCUAAGCAGUGGUGGAGAGAAUAUUUGCAAAUUCGACCCUCACACAACUCACGGCUGGUUAAGAUUUUUGCUCAGGACGAAAAUGGGAUAAAUAGACCAGUCUGUUCCUAUGUUAAACCACUUCGAGCUGGGCGGCUUCUGGAUACCCCAAGGCAAGCAGCAAGAUUUGUUAAUGUCCUUGGUUAUGAAAGAGCCCCUGUUAUUGGAGGAGGAGGUAAACAGGAACAGUGGUGCACUCUGCUGGCCUUUCUCUGUAGAAACAAGGGUGACUGUGAAGAUCAUGCUAACCUUCUGUGCAGCCUUCUUCUUGGAUAUGGAUUAGAAGCGUUUGUCUGUGUUGGGACUAAGGCAAAAGGAGUACCUCAUGCUUGGGUUAUGACUUGUGGAACUGAUGGAACCAUCACUUUUUGGGAGAGUUUAACAGGACACAGGUACAUCCAUAAAUCUAACAAUCCUGAUGAACCUCCAGUUGCUGAACAGCCCAAACCAUUGUACCCAUAUCGAACAAUUGGUUGUGUUUUCAACCAUCAGAUGUUUCUGGGAAAUUGUCAGCCCUCUGACUCUGUAGAAAUCUGUGUAUUUGAUUUGAAUGAUGAAUCUAAAUGGAAACCCAUGAGUGAAGAAGCAAUUAAAUCUGUGUGUGCUCCAGGAGCUACAACAUCCCUUCCUCCCUUUCCACCUCUUUGUGCAUCCACGAUUGAUGCUUCAGUAACAAGUAAUGAAAUAGAAAUGCAGCUAAGGUUACUAGUGUCAGAACACAGGAAGGAUCUUGGCCUCACUACUCUUUGGGAGGACCAGCUUUCUUAUCUCUUAUCACCAGCUUUGGCUUCUUAUGAAUUUGAGCGAACAACAAGUAUAUCUGCAGGCAAUGAAGAAUUUCAAGAUGCCAUAAGGAGGGCUGUACCUGAUGGUCACACUUUUAAAGGGUUCCCAAUACAUUUUGUGUAUAGAAAUGCAAGGCGUGCAUUUGCCACAUGUCUUCGGUCUCCUUUCUGUGAAGAAAUAAUCUGUUGUCGUGGAGACCAGGUGCGGCUGGCAGUUCGUGUUCGAGUGUUUACUUACCCCGAAUCUGCAUGUGCUGUUUGGAUCAUGUUUGCUUGUAAAUUGGGAUAUUCACAUUGUACAGAAACGGAGGUUAUUGAAUCUUUGGGUAUUAUUAUUUAUAAAGCACUGGACUAUGGUUUGAAGGAGAAUGAAGAAAGAGAAUUAAGUCCUCCCCUGGAGCAACUUAUCGAUCACAUGGCCAACACGGUCGAAGCAGAUGGUAGCAAUGAUGAGGGUUAUGAGGCUGCAGAUGAAGGCCUGGAAGAUGAAGAAGAUGAAAAGAGAAAAAUUUCAGCUAUCCGGUCAUAUAGAGAUGUCAUGAAGUUAUGUGCUGCUCAUCUCCCAACUGAAUCAGAGGCACCAAAUCAUUAUCAGGCAGUAUGUCGUGCACUGUUUGCGGAAACAAUGGAACUGCAUACAUUUCUGAGUAAAAUUAAAAGUGCAAAGGAGAAUCUUAAGAAGAUUCAAGAAAUGGAGAAGAGCAAUGAAUCAAACACAGAACUGGAGGAGCUGAAAAACGCUGACUGGGCUCGAUUCUGGGUACAGGUGAUGAGGGAUUUGCGGAAUGGAGUAAAACUUAAAAAGGUCCAAGAGCGGCAGUACAACCCUUUGCCCAUUGAAUAUCAACUCACCCCUUAUGAGAUGCUAAUGGAUGACAUUAGAUCCAAAAGAUACACUUUGCGAAAAGUGAUGGUGAAUGGUGAUAUUCCUCCUCGGUUAAAAAAAAGUGCUCAUGAAAUCAUUCUCGACUUCAUCAGAUCAAGACCUCCUUUAAAUCCAGCCUCAGCCAGAAAACUAAAACCCACUCCACCACGGCCACGGAGCCUCCAUGAAAGAAUACUAGAAGAAAUCAAAGCAGAAAGAAAGCUGCGGCCCGUCUCCCCAGAAGAGAUUAGACGUAGCAGAUUAGCAGUGCGGCCACUUAGCAUGUCUUACAGUUUUGACUUGUCAGAUGUAACUACCCCUGAAUCUCCAAAGAGCACUGCGGAAUCAUCAGUGGUGAAUGGAGGUUUAACAUCACAAAGAAAAGAAAACGGGCUAAAUGCUGCGCAGCAGGUGCCUGUGCAGCGGAAGAGGCUCCUGAAAGCUCCGACUCUGUCUGAACUGGACAGCUCUGACUCCGAGGAAGAGACUCUGCACAAGUCAGCCAGCAGCAGCAGUGUGUCUCCCUCCUUCCUUGAAGAUCCAUUCCUGGAGGCUGUGUCCACAAGGAAGACACCUCCGAAAUUCUUGCCCAUAUCAUCAACCCCCCAGCCAGAGAGACGGCAGCCUCCCCAGAGACGGCAUUCCAUUGAAAAGGAAACGCCCACCAACGUGAGACAGUUUCUGCCACCGUCCAAGCAGAGCUCCCGGUCUCUUGUUCCUAGGAUAACCAGUGUAUGGCCAUGGACGCCUUUCCGACCACUUUUUUCUACCAUACAAACAGCUUCUCUGCUCAGCUCUCAUCCUUUUGAAGCAGCCAUGUUUGGGGUAGCAGGGGCUAUGUAUUAUCUAUGUGAGAGAGCUCUUACCAGCAGGUGGAAAUCCUCAAAGGAGGAAUUCUGCUACCCAGUGGAAUGCCUAGCUCUUACUGUGGAGGAGGUGAUGCAUAUUCGUCAGGUCCUGGUGAAGGCAGAGCUGGAAAAAUACCAACAAUAUAAAGAUGUCUACACUGCCCUGAAAAAAGGAAAGCUUUGCUUUUGUUGCCGAACCAGGAGAUUUUCCUUCUUCACCUGGUCUUAUACCUGUCAGUUCUGUAAGAGGCCCGUGUGCUCACAGUGUUGCAAAAAGAUGCGGCUGCCAUCCAAGCCAUACUCUACUCUUCCAAUCUUUUCAUUGGGACCUUCUGCCUCGCAAAGAGGGGAAAGUUCUGUGAGGCCAGAAAAACCCUCCACCAGCCACCAGCGGCCACUUCGGAGCAUUGCCAGGUUCUCCUCAAAAUCUAAGUCUGUGGACAAAUCAGAUGAAGAACUACAGUUUCCCAAAGAGUUAAUGGAGGACUGGAGUACUAUGGAGGUGUGUGUAGACUGCAAAAAGUUUAUUUCGGAAAUCAUCAGUUCAAGCCGGCGUAGCCUGGUGUUGGCCAACAAAAGAGCCCGAUUAAAAAGGAAAACACAGUCUUUCUAUAUGUCCUCACCAGGCCCCUCAGAGUACUGCCCUUCAGAGAGGACUAUCAAUGAAAUCUGAGCCCUGUGCCUUUCAGUUGCUUUUGUGUUCAGUGUCGGCGCUAGCACGGGAGAACACUGAGCUGGACUGUCUCUCCUUGCUGUGGGCUUUAGUUAAUAGGCUUGAUUUGCAUUAGAUCAAGUUUUUGCUGCAUCACAUUGUUCCACAGACUGAAUGCUGUGUUCAUAUCAAUUGAUGAUAUGUGACAGGUCAGCCAAUUGCUCGUUUGCACUGAGAGGACAAUAAUUUGAAACUUGCUUUUGUGUGUGUGUGUGUAGAUUUGGAGGCUAGAAACUUUUUCCUUAGUUCAGUUCCUUACUGUUCCUCAUAUAAUUUUCUGACUAAGGUAAAAAUCUUCUCAUGUGAGAAAUCAGCCUAACAAAGGUGUCGAUGUUAGCACAGUUCUAAGCAGUAAGUCAUAUUGGCACUUCCACCUGACAGUGUUCCUAUCUAAUGUACAUAGUGACCCGGAGCCCUGCCGCUCACCAGAUGUGUGGGGGUGGGGCCCCGCUACUUAUCAUCUCACAGCACAAAGCCUAGAAGGAUUUGCUCCUACUGUCACACUGAUUUUAAAUUAUUGCUGCUCUGAGAUAAAGACUACAGGAGGGACUUCAUGCCUACAUUUUAGUGCAAAACAUCUGAAUCAGCUGUCCACCCGAGUGGAUGGCCAUUUCCUCUGAGCUGCUGUGUUUGCCCCAGUGCAAUGGACCAGUGUCUCUUGGAGUGCGUGACAGGUUUUCAUUCCCUACCUUACAUGUACUGUGGUUACUUGUAGUUUUAUAUUGGAGACCUAGGAGUUAAAGUUUUGUAGGACAAGAAGACUAAACGUUUGUCAACAAGUUAACUAUAAAAGGUUGUAACAGCAUAGGGUGCCAGCUAUCGGCCACACUGGGGAUGAGCUGGAGCUCAUGCAUUUUCAACUCUGUUUUCCAUAGCUUUAUAGUCUAGGCACCAUGACUAAAUGAAGCCACAAUUUGGUACCUAAGGUCUCAAACUAAAAUUUAUUUAUUUUUAUAAAUGAAGUUGAAAAAAACAACAACAUUGUCUAGUUCUUUUUAAAUUACAAGAUAACCUGCUGUUAGUCUUUUUGGAUGUUUUUUGCACAAGUUUUCCUUGUAAACAACUUGAGCAAGUGGGGUGGGCUUUUGAUGAAGGUAGGUUGGAGGACAACAUUGUAUACCUGAAAUUUCUCUUGUUUGGCCCAUACCAUGGACUAUACUUUAUGAUUUUGGUAUGCUUAGAAAUGACCAACCAAUCAAAUUGCCAUUAAUGUUUGAAAGUCAGUUAAUACACAUGCACAAUAAUUUCCUAAAAGCUGUAAGACACGUCUGUAGUCAACACUACGACAGCACCAUUUAAUAAAAGGCAUGGCAGUCACACUUCAUUCCACAUCAAAAUGUAGUAACAUUUCUAUAUUAAAUUAACAGUAAUACCUCAAAACUGCUCUGGUAGUAGUUCUUAAUGGAUUGAAGUUUACAAUUUAGUAAAUGGCUUAAAAUUACUUUUGAAAUAAAUUUUACCAGUUGACUAAAAUAAUGCAUGUUAACAGUUUGUCUGUAUUUGCAUGUAAAGUGGGCCACCAGAGAACCCUUACUGAUUUAUGCAAAUGUUUAAAUUAUUUUAAAGACUCUUGUCUAAGAGCUUUACACAUUAUAUUGGGUGAAUUUCAUUUAUAAAAUUUUCCAAGGGACUAUUUGAACUCUACCCCAGAUGGUCUGGUGGGAGCCACACCCUUUGAGGCCUGAGCCUAGGCCUCUAAACGACUACCAGGAGAGGUGCCAGGCAGAGGGAGUGGUAUUUGAUAUGACCUGGGAUAGUGUGUCUUUUAACAGAAUGACACACUAUCCCAGGUUAUGUUGUUAGUUAAACAUAAGAAACCAAACCCCCAAAAUGAUCAUUUCGUUCACAAGGCAAAUACCUAGCACAUCAGAAUCUUUGACUUGACUUCUUCAUAUGGGCGGAUUUGGGCAUUAUGAUCACCUUAUACCAGAGCAUUGCAAUGUAAAUUCUUCAACAGCAUUAUUGCAUUAAAGAGGUUACAUGGAUGAUAUAUCUGCAUGAGACAAUUUGCAGAAAGCAGUGUAAGGAAACAGCACAUGAUAUAGUUAAAAUUACAGAAAUCAAAUUAGUAUCACUUUUUGUUGCCAAAAUAAUUUCUUGCAUUUAAUCCUUUCCUAUCCAUGACAUGUACCAAACACCUCCACUAAAUUAGGUAAUUUCCAGAGAGCAAUUCACCAACAGCUUGUAGAGUGUGGUCUUACAAUCCUUAGGCUGACCUUAGGUCUCUCUUCCUCCUCUUUCUACUAAAAUAACAUACUUUACAGUGUUCCUCUUUGUCCUGGUUUCCAGCUCUUUGGCAUUUACUUCUGAUCCAACAACAAUAAAACUGUUGUUGGCCAGCUGGUCUCACUUGGAGCCUGAUGUGUCUUAGAGCUUGGACACACCCCUGAGCAGCCCUCCCUGCGCACAUCCCGCCUCUAACUCUCACCCUGACCCCCUCCAGGCUCAAGCACCCACCCGCUGCUUUGGUCCCAGACCUCAUGAACUCACCCUGUUGGAAGAUCUUUGUUUUCUUCCCCAUGGCUUAACUGUCUACCAGUGUCAGAGUAGAUAAGAAUGCUUGUAAAUACUGUAAUAUAUUUAUUAAUAUUUGAAAGGCAUUCAUUCAGUGGACAAUGGAAAUUAACUCUCCCAAGACAAGUAAAAGUCAAAUAAUUGAUAUGUACAUCGACUUAACAGUCCUACUAGAGUUCGUCUUAAGCCUUUCAAAUUAAACCUGAAGGUUGUUAUGUAGAAAUGUAAAAAAUGAUCUUACAUUUGAAGAGAUUAUGUGAUUACCACCGUGAACUCAUACCAUGAAUUUUUUAAGGCUUUUAUUUUUCUAACUGUAUUAAUAAAUAGGACUGGAUUUUAGGUGUCACACAGGAGACAUGAAAGUUUUAAAUUAUGUUGCUAUUUGCUACAGCAAAAUAGCAGACAAUUUUGUACAUGCAAAACUGGAAGGGCCAUGGAGUAAUGUGUGUACUGACUGGGCCCGGACCCGGCUUCCUACAUGUAUGAAAGACAGUGUCGCUGGCGUUCAGGGUGACAUGGCAGUUCUAGAAGUUUUCCAUUAAAAGCUUUUAUUUUAAAAUUUAUCUGGGGAAAAAUAAAAUGACUUUCCAUCAUG
Molecule: messenger RNA, 7165 nt
Organism: Myotis brandtii (Brandt's bat)
Lineage: Eukaryota; Metazoa; Chordata; Mammalia; Chiroptera; Vespertilionidae
Gene: SPIRE1
Product: spire-type actin nucleation factor 1
Exons: 29
Coding region: 7-4017 (1336 amino acids)
Biological process (GO): polar body extrusion after meiotic divisions; establishment of meiotic spindle localization; cleavage furrow formation
Cellular component (GO): cell cortex; cytoplasmic vesicle membrane
Molecular function (GO): actin binding
Source: RefSeq, a predicted model, not a curated record